GACCCCGAGUCACGCGGCGGCGGCGGCGGCUGCGACCGUUGCGUGGCGCUGCGUCGUUGCCCGGUGUGACCGCCCGCCCGCCCGCCCGCCGGCCCAGGCGCAGACUGUGACCCGCUCGGCGCUCCGGCAGGAGGAAGCACUGCAGCCGGAAUACUGUUGAAGCAAAACAUGGAAAGAGUUUUAUUAAUGACAGAAACCUACCAAAGAAGCAGUAUGGACAUUAAUUUGAAAAUCAACAGUUAACAGUUUCUGCAAACUCUCACACUAAGCAGCACUCUCCGGAGGCAAUUCACGGUUUACAAGGAAUCAGCUUUCCAAAGCUGUUUUUGUGUUCUACUGAUUUGUAUAGUUCAAUAUUUACAAAGAAGAAACACACCUGGGAAAAUGGCAACAGAUGAAUACUUAUGGAUGGUCAUUGCAGGGUUUAUAAUUGCCUUUAUCUUGGCAUUCUCAGUCGGAGCAAACGAUGUGGCCAAUUCUUUUGGUACAGCUGUGGGUUCUGGGGUAGUCACUUUGCGCCAGGCCUGCAUUUUGGCUUCUAUUUUUGAAACUACUGGGUCAGUGUUACUGGGAGCCAAAGUAGGAGAAACUAUUCGAAAAGGUAUAAUUGAUGUGAACCUCUACAACAACACUAUAGACUUAUUAAUGGCAGGAGAAGUCAGUGCAAUGGUUGGCUCUGCUGUUUGGCAGCUGAUCGCAUCUUUCUUGAAACUGCCAGUUAAUAUCUGGAGCAUAUUUGCAUUGUGAGGAGCCACCAUUGGAUUCCUCAUUGAAGUGGCCAUUGGCUUUUAAGGAAUCCAGUGGAUGCAGCUUGUCAAGAUUGUUGCCUCUUGGUUUUAUCUCCCCACUUAUCUGGGUAAUAUGAUGUCUGGUGUGCUGUUUGUGCUGAUUAGAUUUUUUUUCAUCUUAAAGCAAGAUCCUGUGCCCAAUGGCCGUGCCCUGCCAGUGUUUUAUGCUGCUACAAUAGCCAUUAAUGUUUUCUCCAUCAUGUAUACAGGGGCACCAGUCCUAGGUAUUGUUCUUCCUAUUUGGGCAAUAGCACUAAUUUCCACUGGUGUAUCCUUAGUCUUAGCCGGUAUCUUAGUCUGGAUAGUUUUGUGUCCGUGGAUGAGGAAAAGAAAAAUAGCAAGUCGGUUAAAGAAAGAAGGUGCAUUAUCCAGAAUAUCUGAUGAAAGCCUUGACAAGAUUCAAGAGGAGGACACAGCUGUCUUCAAAGAGCUUCCUGGUGCCAAGGCAACAGAUGAAAGCACGAUCCCCCUCACUGGCUCUGCAACAGAAGAGGCUGGAGCUUCCGACAGCAUAGCCAAUGGGAGUCAUUCACGAGUGCCGUACGGGAGGGCGUUUUCAAUGACUCACAGCAUGGUGAAAUCACCGAUUUCCAAUGGUACAUUUAAUUUUGAUGGACACAUGAAGAGUGAUGUUCAUGUGUAUCACACUGUGCACAAAGACUCAGGAUUGUAUAAAGAUUUACUGCACAAAAUACACCUGGACAAGGGCAACAGCGACAGACCAACCCAAGAAAAUAACUACAAGUUCCUGCGGCGCAACAACAGCUACACGUGUUAUACGGCUGCCAUAUGUGGGAUGCCGGUUCACUCGUCCUUCAAGAGUUCUGAUACAUCUACUCCAGAGGACAGUGAGAAGCUUGUUAGUGACACAGUGUCCUACUCCAAAAAGCGGGUUCGCUAUGACAGCUACUCCAGCUAUUGUAAUGCUGUGGCUGAAGCAGAAAUUGAAGCAGAGGAAGGUGGCGUGGAGAUGAAGAUAGCUACAGAGUUGGUAGAUCCUAACAAUCCUACCGAGGAUCCUGCAGAAGAAGAGAGAGAUGAGAAAGACACCUCAGAGGUCCACCUGCUUUUCCACUUUCUUCAGAUCCUUACAGCUUGCUUUGGAUCUUUUGCACACGGAGGCAAUGAUGUGAGCAAUGCGAUCGGCCCUCUGGUUGCUCUCUGGCUUAUAUAUGAACAAGGUGCGGUGAUGCAAGAAGCAGCUACUCCUGUCUGGCUGCUCCUGUACGGAGGCAUUGGCAUCUGUGUGGGGCUCUGGAUCUGGGGGCGAAGAGUGAUCCAAACCAUGGGGAAAGACCUCACGCCUAUCACGCCAUCCAGUGGAUUCACUAUUGAGUUGGCUUCGGCGUUCACAGUUGUGAUAGCUUCCAAUGUGGGACUUCCUGUCAGUACUACACACUGCAAGGUUGGGUCUGUGGUGGCCGUUGGCUGGAUUCGAUCCAAGAAGGCAGUGGACUGGCGCCUCUUCCGCAAUAUCUUUUUAGCCUGGUUUGUGACUGUUCCUGUAGCAGGCUUGUUCAGUGCUGGCAUUAUGGCGCUCCUUCAGUAUGGUAUCCUGCCAUAUGUCUGAUGUUUUGUUCCUUCCAAGAAAGGAGGGGGGGGGGGGGUUCUGGCCAAGAUCACACUCUCAGGGUGUGGAGCUCCCGAUUUAAAGCAUAUGAUUAAAAACAACACUAGUCAGAAGGAUUGAUUCAUCCUCCAUAUCUAACUUAUCAACUGUACAGAACUUCAGACUCAUAUUGGUGACAUCACAUGUGGUGCCGUUUCUUAUAUCUUAAAGAAUAUAUAUAUAGGUAACACUACUUUAAAUUGUGAGCUGAAGAUAAUACCCUAGAGCUGUAGUGAUCUGUGUACAUAAUGUAUCAUUUAGUGAUAAUUUUUAAUCUUAAAGCAGCCGCUUCCUGCUUGGGAUGUGUGUGCCAAUUUGAGACAGGGUGAAGGGAGGUGCUGAAUGAAUCCAAUUUUUGUAAAACCGUCAAUGAUCCUGGAACAAAACAGUUCAGAAACACUUUCAUAAAUGAACUUGGUUAAUAUCUUGUUGCUGUGUAUAUUAGUGAAUGAAAAUGGCUUUUGUAAAUACUUUCAGAACUGUAACUUUUUAAUGGUGCAUUUCCCUCAUAUAUUUUGGAUAAGAAAGUUUUGAAAGUACCAAAGAAGACGGGGAAUAGCUUGUCAGUAUUACAUCACUGCCUCUUCUGUGUGUGUGUCUUUGUGCCUGCCCCUAUUCAUAACUUUUUUGUUUUCCAUCUAUCAGUAACCAGCAAUGCUGGAUAAAAUCACUCACGUAUUACUGUGAUUAACUUAGAGCUUCACUGUUAAGGAUGUUGUCUGUGUCGCGUCUGGUCCACAGGGGACUUCAGCAAAACCCCAACUUUAUUAUGCGUGGAAUCUCAAAAUUCACUGAACAUGUAUUCGCCACUCAUUACCUGAAAGUCCAGUUCCGCUCCCAGUAUGACCGUCUCUCGGCAAGGUCAGAGGAGGGGGCUGAGGCAGGCGAUCUGAUUGCCUUGCCGUGUCUGUUUCUUCCAAUACAUAUCAGCCAGGCAGUGUCAGAACCAGGUGAAUGGAUAGCAAUAGCCUAAAGAGCGAGGAAUACGCACAAUCAUUUCACUCUACGCUUGUGUGGGGCGGGGGGGGGGGGGGAGGAGAAGGGGGAAUGCUGGCCUUGGGACAGAGAAACUAUGAUCAGGACUCUUCCAAUGCCAUGUAAACUGACUGGCAGCAGGUGCCAGAGGGAGCCAGAAGAAGCCCAACUAGUCCUCUGAAGAGACAUGUGAAACGAAGACACUACUGGCAGGACUCUUAGUUCUUGGCCCGAGGACUGCAGCUUGUUGCUUUGCGGAUUUGAACGGUUCCUGAAGAGCAUAAGAAGGAAGGAGCCACCUGCCAGGCAGCAGAGCCCCACUGAGGCCGGCCCCGUUCCUUUCCCCGCGGGGGGUGGUUGUGCCGAGAGCUGCUCCAGGGGGUGCGGCCUGUGGCUUUCAAGGACAUGAUCCUGUGAUGGCCUUCUGGGUGGCUUUAUUGCGCUGGGCCUGUCGAGACGCUGCUGAAAUGCUGAUGGAUUCCUAAGCUGUGGUGGUGCGCCAUGUGGAUUGUUUUGCAUUGCUCAUUCAUUCUCAGUUUAUAAUAAAAUAUUAAUUUCCCCCUA
This is a messenger RNA of Sphaerodactylus townsendi, 3936 nucleotides long. It is a transcript of the gene SLC20A2, whose product is annotated as solute carrier family 20 member 2. The record is from RefSeq and is a predicted model, not a curated record. Gene Ontology annotation, biological process: phosphate ion transmembrane transport. NCBI's taxonomy places the organism in Eukaryota, Metazoa, Chordata, Lepidosauria, Squamata, Sphaerodactylidae. Gene Ontology annotation, cellular component: membrane. Gene Ontology annotation, molecular function: phosphate transmembrane transporter activity.